AUGUCACGACCGAAAGCCCAUGGUGUGGUCGAUGAGACCUUUCCAUUUAUUUUUAGCCAGCAUAAAAAACCCAUUCACAAUUAUAAAACUUAUAUUCCAAAUCCAACCGAUGUUCCUCCAACCUACCAUGAAUCACAAACUGAACAAUCCCUUAACCGAAAAACUCUAAAAAUUCCAAUCGUUAUAAUUAUUUCUAUCCUCUUGGCUUCGAUAAUUUUAUUUUUUAAUUAUUAUACAGAUUAUGACGAUGUUACGAGAAUCCCUAAAAGUUACCAAUUGUGCAGAGAUAAUUACGAUAGUUUUGAUUACAAUAUCGAAUCUUCUUUUUUUGCUUCAAAAAGCAAUGAACUAACUGCGACUCAAGAUAUAAAGAUUGUUAAUGAUGGUAACUUAUCCUCAUCAAACAUUACCUACCCACAUAAGACUCGUGCAAUUAUUAAUCAAAUUGAUAAACGGCUUGGAGAAUAUCAAGUUCAAGAAUUUUUUUAUAAAAACGAUAGUAUAGCUUUUUAUAAUUCACCAAUAACAUCAGUUUCUUACAUUGAAAGCACUUGGCCUAUAAUAGUUGAAAUUUCCUUUACGACAAAAAAAAGUCUUGAAAAAGCAGCUAUAGAAGCUUGUAAUUUUAGGAUUAUUUUUGAUAAAAAAGGUUUCUUUAAAGAUUUUGAUGGGUACAUUGAACGAAAAUGCAAUAGAGCUUGGGAACAUUCUUUUUAUUUGGUCUCUCAGGUUGAAGGAAAUACUGAUUCGGGUUUGAAAUUUUUCCAUGGUAAAGAUGUAUUUGCGACAAUUUCUAACAAACUACUCAAUAGAGAAUUAAGAGAUGUUCUGGUGCAUGAUAGAACUCCAUUUCCAUCACUUAUUCCUACUUUAUACGCUAUUUAUUAUGACUAUUUUAAGAUGAAACGUCAUGCACGCGACAUAACAAGAAUUCCUAAUAAUUAUCAAUUGCUAAGAGAUGAAUGGAAUACAUAUAAUUACAUAAUUCAAUCGACAUCAUUAAUUUCUUCUAAUGAAAUUAAUAGCACUAUUCAAAACUUACCCUCUAUUAGAGCUACUAUAAAAGCAAUUGAGUAUCCAUCAGGAAAAUAUUAUGUCCAAGAAUUUUUUUAUGAAUCUUACAUCAAGGAUUAUUCAUCUAUAACAACGAACUCCGUAAUUCAAUACAAAUGGCCUGCAAUUGUAGAAAUUUAUUUCACCAGUUCAGUUGAUCUUUUAGACCCAUAUUCUUUAGAAAUUUGUAAUUUCAAAUUUGCUUUUUUUAAAGAAGGCUAUGAUAAAGAAAUUGAAGGUCAGGUAGAACGUAGAUGUCCUAGAGCUUUCGAAUCUAGCUUUUAUCUGGUUUCAAAUGUUGAAGGAAAUAGUGAUUUAGGAUUUAAGUUUUCCAAUAAUGGAAGCGAAUUUGCAACUAUUUCACCAAAAUCACCAUACAAAGAAAAAAGGCGACAACUUCUUGUACGAUUGGAUGUUGUAGUUGAAGAUGAACCACCAUUUCCAUCGCUUAUUCCUACUUUGUACGCUAUUUAUUAUGAUUACUUCAAGAUGAAACGUCAAGCGCGAGAUAUAACUAGAAUCCCUAAUAAUUAUCAACUGAUGAGAGAUAAAUUGCAUAUAAAUAAUUAUGUAAUUCAAUCAGAUUCAUUCAUUUCUCCUUAUAAUACGCCAGAUGACCCUUCGACCACUACUAGGGCUAUAAUAAAUGCAAUUAAAUAUCCAUCAGGAAAAUAUUCUGUUCGAGAAUAUUUUUAUGAAGUUGGUGCUAAAGAUUAUUCACAUACAUUAAUAACAACAAACUCAAAAAUUCAAGAUCAAUGGCCUGCAAUUGUAGAAAUCGAUUUUACCAGUUUAGGAAAAGCCCUGGAUCCAUAUGCUUUGGAAGUUUGUAAUUUCAGACUUGCUUUUUUCAAAGAGGACUAUAAUGAAGAUUUUAAGGGUCAUAUAGAACGUAGAUGUCCAAAAGCACUUGAAUCUGACUUUUAUUUGGUUUCAAUGGUUGAAGGGAAUAGUGACGAAGGGUUUAAAUUUUUCCAAGAGGGAAAUGAAGUUGCAACUGUUUCAUCAAAAGAACAAUACAGAGAAAAAAGAGACAUUGUUGUUAAUGAUAAUUCACCAUUCGUAUCACUUAUACCUGGAUUAUAUACAAUUUAUUACGAUUACUUGAAACGAAAAAGUCACGCACAGGAUAUCACAAGAAUUCCAAAAAUAUAUCAAUUACGUUGGAAUAGCUGGUAUUUGUACGAUUACAAUUAUGUUAUUGAAUCAAAAGUUUAUACCCAUUUUGCUAUAUCGGAUAUAAAUGAAUUGAAUACAACCAAUAAUAACAAUAUCUCGACAAAUGAUGAAAAUCCACUCACUAUCCGAGCUACUCUUAAUGCAGCUCAAUAUACAUCAGGAUAUUAUGAAGUCAAAGAAUUUUUUUAUAAACUAGGAUCCCAAGAUUAUUUUGAUACUUUAAUAACUGCGAAAGCAACUAUACAAAGUUUAUUACCUGGAAUCGUUGAAAUUUCUUUUAUUACUUCUGAUAAAGUUUUAGAUCCAUACGCUUUGGAAGCUUGUGAAUAUAAACUUAUUUACUUUGAAAACUUUGAAGGUCAAAUUGAACGUAGAUGUAAAAGAGCUUUUGAAGAUGAUUUUUAUAUGGUUUCACAAGUUAGCGGAAGUACAUAUCGGGGUUUACAAUUUACUCUUGGUGAAGAUAAAUCAAAAUUGUCUGCAUCGACUUCUGCAGUUGAUUAUUGGCCAAGUCUGCGAAGAAGGGAUGUAAUGGUCUAUGAUGAUACACCAUUUCCGUCUAUUAUUCCUGCUUUAUAUUCUGUUUAUUACGAUUAUGUGGCUAAAAAUAGAUAG
Dentiscutata erythropus is the source of this 2847-nucleotide messenger RNA. NCBI's taxonomy places the organism in Eukaryota, Fungi, Glomeromycota, Glomeromycetes, Diversisporales, Gigasporaceae. The record is from the annotation of a GenBank genome assembly.